Messenger RNA from Lachancea sp. 'fantastica', 1608 nucleotides. The record is from the annotation of a GenBank genome assembly. Lineage: Eukaryota; Fungi; Ascomycota; Saccharomycetes; Saccharomycetales; Saccharomycetaceae.
AUGUUUCGCUCCGUAUUGCCACGUCCGAGCUCUAAAAGCGCUGGGAAAGUCAUCGCAAAGACUUUGGACAAUAAUAAGACGGUUUUAACGGCCCAAAAACUGAGUGGAACCAGAAUGCUGCACCAAAAAGACGACGGCAAGUCCAACGACCCCUCUUUGCAACCGGAUGCUGCUGCCACCACACUUACUGACCAAUACGAACAUAGACGUCUUUCGGGAAGUCCAAAGACAGUCGGUGGCUACAAGGCAACUUGGCUCAAUGCUCUCGCAGAACGUGAAAAGCAGCUAGCUCAGGGCAAAAUUAUCGAUUCCUACGUUUACAACUCUGUAAAGUCUACAGAAGUGGGUGAAAAGGCUCGUAAGGACUCGUUUGCAUAUUUGACGCUUCCUUUCCGUGACGAUGCUGGCGUCGCAGACUUUUACGUCAACGCCGCCGGCAGACUGAGAAUGGGUCAAAUUUUCCAAGAUUUGGAUGCUCUCGCCGGUAGAAUCGCCUAUAGACACACCUCCCCUGCCGAGCCCGUCAUUGUUACUGCGUCCGUUGACCGGAUUUAUUUAUUGAAAAACAUCGACACCAUGGCCGAUUACAAUAUUAUUUUGUCGGGCGCUGUGGUCUGGACAGGUAGAUCUUCUAUGGAAAUCGCUAUCAAGGCUACCGCUAUUCAAGGCGACCUACCCAAGACCAUCAAAGAAGAAAAUCUUUCAGAAGAAGACACUUUUUUGACCGCAUCUUUCACCUUCGUUGCCAGAAAUCCAGAGACUCACAAAUCUCUGUCUGUCAACAAACUUCUGCCUUUGAAUCAAAAGGAAUGGAUGGACUUCAGACGCGCUGAGUCACAUAAUGCGGCGAAAAAGCUCCGUGCCGCGAGCGAAAGUCUGGACACUAACCCUCCUACCGGUCAAGAGUCCAGAAUCAUUCACAACAUGUGGACUGCAUCGAAGCAGCUCGCCAAACUUCCCGAGAAGCCUUUGAACGUCAUGUUCAUGAAAGACACCAACGUUAAAUCUACCAUGUUCAUGCAGCCCCAGUACAGAAAUAGACAUUCCUACAUGAUUUUUGGUGGAUAUCUGAUGAGACAAACUUUCGAGUUGGCUUAUUGUGCUGCUGCAUCCUUUUCGCACUCUUACCCAAGAUUCAUAUCUCUAGACUCCACUCAUUUUAAAACACCCGUCCCAGUGGGCUCUAUAUUGCAUAUGGAUGCUACCGUGGUUCACACUGAGCACUUAUAUGAGAGGGAAGAUAAACCCAAGGUCGCCAAUGUGACCGACAAGACAGCAAAUGGUAGCACAAUCUUCCACUUUGACCCAUCGCCUAUCAACCAGCUAUCGCAGAGUCCCGACGCGAUGCUAAAUAAACCGGGUACCUUGAUUCAGGUUAAAGUUGAUACAAUUGUACAGGAGCUAGCGUCGGAAAAGAAGACUUCAUCCGGCUCAUUCAUUUUCUCAUACUUUGCUCCAAGAGAUACUAAUGGAAGUAGUACUCAACCUGGCUACGCUACCGUGGUUCCAGAAAGCUACUCUGAAAUGAUAGAAUACAUCAGUGCUAGAAGACGCGCCGUUGAUACAGCAAGUUACGCAAACAAUUUGAGGAGAAACAACAAGUUGUAA